CCUCUCGGACAUUCGAGCCCAAGUGCGCCGUCAGAUGUGGUGCAGCUGCUGUUCCAGCUCGGCAGCGCGCAAGGCCCAAAGGAAGGUGCACCCGCUGAAUCAAGACAAGCUAGGGGCCCCCGUAGGGUUCGCGAACAACCCAGUGCCCAUGGAGCUCUACCACAUGGACGCCAGCCCACCGUGCCGCGCUGUGCGCAUGGUGGCCAGGCACCUCAAUCUCAGUCUGAACCUCAUCCCAGUCAACUUCAUGGCUGGCGAGCACAUGACGCCCCAGUUUAGAAAGAUCAAUCCUCAGUCCGUCUUGCCGACGCUGGUCGACGAUGGCUUUGUCCUUUGGGAAAGUCGUGCAGUAUUGACGUACCUGGUGAACCGGUACGUACCUCACAGCCCCUUGUACCCAACCGAUCCGCGCUCUAGAGCUUCAGUGGAGCGUCUCCUUUACUUCGACAUGGGUACCCUCUUCGAUGCAUGCCAUAAAAUACUGUACCCGGUGAUAUUCGGCGGACCACUGCCGGAUUCCGAGCAGGAGAAGCCGCUGGUGCGUGCGUUGGACCUUCUCGGAGGGUUUCUCGGCGAGAACAAGUUUCUGUCGGGCGACGACGUCACCCUGGCGGAUAUUUCUAUCCUGGCUACACUCACAGUGACUGAGGCGAGUUUAUCUCCAGUUGGUCAAAAAUAUUCGCGUUGCACCGAUUAUGAACUGAACCGCUUUCCCGUCGUCCUGGACUACUACGAGCGACUGAAAUCUUCGCUGCCUUACUACAAUGAAAUCAACGACCUUGGAAUGCAACAAAUGCGAGGCAUCCGCAGCCAAGGCAACUCCAAGUAGAGUAAUGACAAUGGCGGAUGCUUCCACGAAGGCGCUUCUCAGUUCUGCGAUUUCGCUCGUAGAACGAGGACAAGACUUGCUCUCAUUCUGGACAGGG
Molecule: messenger RNA, 926 nt
Organism: Dermacentor albipictus
Lineage: Eukaryota; Metazoa; Arthropoda; Arachnida; Ixodida; Ixodidae
Source: RefSeq, a predicted model, not a curated record